AGCGAAUAAGCAUAAUUGACUUCAGAAAUUGCCAAACAAUAAGAAAGCAAGUUUUUUGUCUGCAAAACAAAGGAUCGUGACUCCAAACGAUUGAAGCUGACUCUAUGUCUCUUACAGAAGAAGAUUUGCAGAAAUUUCAUGAUGAGCAUUUCGGAAAUGUAGCUAUACAAUGCUGGGAAAACGCGUUUCUUCAAUCUCAAGACGACUUUGACCUGGCAUCUCCAAGGAAGCCAGGCUCGAAAUCCUCUACUAUAGAAAGAUAUCCAGAUGGAGUCAUUCGAACGCUGACCGACGAACAAGUAGCAUACUUUCGUGAAUCUGAAAUACGAGAAAUUAAAUGGAAAAAGGAAAAAGAACAAUUUAUACAAGAGAAAGAAACAGCCGCAAAGGCAUUUGAACAAGCGAAUGUAGCAGCGUCCUUACCAGAGAGUCAACCUAACGUACCAAUGUCUCUGCAACAACCCUUGUCAAUAGACUCGUACCGAAGAUUGUAUGGAUAUUCGUAUCAUGAUGUACUUGAAUUAGAACAGAUUCUUGAUAAUUCGUUUCAGAAGUUUACAGCCGUCUCUACAAAGUAUUGGCCUUCUAUCCCUAUCCGUAGCUAAAAGAACCAUGAAAUUUAUAUUUAUAUACAUACAACUACAAUAUAAUUACGAAGCAAAAGAAAUUAAUUCAUUCGUGUUUUCCUUACUUGCUAUAGUUAUAGUAAUAGUUAGGUUGAUUUUUCCUUGCCUUAUUCUUAAACAAUUACCCAUACUCAAGC
This is a messenger RNA of Schizosaccharomyces cryophilus OY26, 763 nucleotides long. RefSeq lists its product as uncharacterized. The record is from RefSeq and is a predicted model, not a curated record. Bases 105 to 605 code for a protein of 166 amino acids. NCBI's taxonomy places the organism in Eukaryota, Fungi, Ascomycota, Schizosaccharomycetes, Schizosaccharomycetales, Schizosaccharomycetaceae. The transcript has a single exon.